AUGCAAUCAAGGAACGACGCUCCCAGGCGUCUCCCGUCAAGGGAUUCGAACGAACCUCCCCCAACUUCGAGAUUGCAAAGCGUACGUACGGGAAUCAACCAAUGGUUUUCCGGUCGGUCGGACAAUGUUGGCUUGCCUACAAGUCAUGCGCAUAUACCUGCUAGCCCAAAGACUCCACGAUUGCCACUUGGUCUGGGGAAUUUUUCGUCCUCGAGACUGCAGCUUCCCUAUCUCAGUCGUUCAAACACAACUGCCUCGGCACGAGCAGAACAUCAACCUUCAGUCCAUUCCACCCGGACGAGUAAUUCUCUGCGAAGAGAAACAAGACGAAUACCUACCAACACCUCCGCUCCCGAUGUUCCCCCGCUUCCACAGGGUCAACAUAACCAAAGGAGAGUUCAGGAGAGUAGUCCCAGGGCAACAAGGUCUCGAGAUGACCAACGACACCGUGACCGAUCAGGUUCCAGCCAUGCUGUGGGAGUUGGACCGGAAGAACAACGUCUCGCCGAAUUAGCCACGGAAGGCCGAGGUCGACGGAAACGUAGGUCGAAGAACUCGGAGAGAAGGUGUUAUCCCAAGGUCAAGAACCAGGAAAUUCGAAAUAGACUGUUGACUUGUUUUCUUUCUGGAUCGGUAAUUUUCCCCCACUGUUCAACUUCUCCCAGUUCAUUCUAACGGAUUGUAGUUUUUGACUCUCGUUCUUGCAGUUUACCUUGCCCUGGCAUUAUCGAACCCAACACAGUCGCAAGAGUUUCAUGUUUCUUUGAUUUUGAUCAUCCUGGUAACAACGAUAUACUUUUGUCAUUGCUUGAUUCGCCUGUGUAUUCAAAUAAUCAGACCCCCAGAGGAGCAACAAAGGUUGCCGACCAUGAUUGGACCAGGAGGUUUCGCCAAUCCACCCGUUCCGAUUCGGAUUGCUCUCGCCCGUGACGAAGAAGCUGCAGGUAUUGAGAGCCAAGCAACUCAGAUGCCACCACCGGCUUAUGGGCUAUGGAGAGAAUCAGUGGUAUGUUUGCCUGGCUGAGUAGAAUCUGGGUCAUUAUGACUAACAUUACGUAGCGUGUGGAUCCAAACCGCAUCUUCUGGCAACGCAACGAAGAGCCACCACCAAUGCCCAAACACAAGCUGUUGCGACGAGGACUCCGAGAAGAAGAACCCACGACGACUACUCGACCACCCUCUUAUGCGUCCGAUAAUGGCGUCGAUUACAUUCUUGAGGCCGAGGGUCGUUCCAUAGCUCCUACGGUCGAUGUUCCUUUACCUGUCCAUCCAUCGGAGCGAGGACGAGUGCGUGUUUGAUCUCGUUAAAAAGAACCUGGAUUCCUUUGAUUUGUUUUUGCCCGAAGAAUUGAAUAAUAUCUCUUUUGAAUAAACAUGGAAAGACACCAGACUAUUUUUGUUUGCCAGCAAGCGAGCCAAUCGAGAGUUUCUUUAGCGACUUGGGUGUCUAGAUGGUAUUGUACGAUUAUGAAGGUUAUGUGUGGGUCUUUUUGUGUGUGUCUUUUUUUAAACUGUCUUCUAGAGUGAGGGGGCCUAAAUGAACCCCCCUUCCCUUGUUUCGUUUCUCGGUGUCAGAUUAGGGAUUGCAUUGAUUGCGUCUGCUUUUUUUUCAUACAUAUUUUUCCUUUGUGAAGGUGGUGGUGGAUAUACCCGUGGUGGAGGGGUCGGUACAUUAUGGUAUGAAGAGGUGUUGAUACGGGGAUAGGGGAGUUAGGUGUGGGUGUGAGAGUUACGUGUGUUUGUGUGAGUUGGAGGAGGCUGUGUAGAU
Molecule: messenger RNA, 1768 nt
Organism: Hymenoscyphus albidus
Lineage: Eukaryota; Fungi; Ascomycota; Leotiomycetes; Helotiales; Helotiaceae
Source: the annotation of a GenBank genome assembly